Messenger RNA from Anopheles cruzii, 338 nucleotides. RefSeq lists its product as uncharacterized. The transcript is spliced from 2 exons. Lineage: Eukaryota; Metazoa; Arthropoda; Insecta; Diptera; Culicidae. The record is from RefSeq and is a predicted model, not a curated record. The annotation marks the transcript as partial.
AUGAAAGUGUUUAUCGCAAUCGCCGCCCUGGUGGCCGUGGCCGUCGCAGCCCCGGCCCCGGCAGACCAGAGUGCCAGCGCCAGCGCCGGCGGAGCGUUCAGCAUGAUGGCCAAGUACUUUGGCACCUGUCUGGAUAGCGACGAGAUGGGCACCUGUUUCGCCGUCAAGGGCAUCACCGCCCUGAACCGGGCGGCCCGCGCCGCCAACAUCGAGCUGGCACCGGGUGUGACGUUCGCAAGAGACCCGUCGGUGCCGGCCGAGCGCACCGGAAAGGCCAUCUCGGAGAACGAGAUCAUCAACACGCUGCCGGCUGACUCGGAGCAGAAGACGGACGCCCU